Molecule: messenger RNA, 2409 nt
Organism: Cottoperca gobio
Lineage: Eukaryota; Metazoa; Chordata; Actinopteri; Perciformes; Bovichtidae
Gene: gpr19
Product: G protein-coupled receptor 19
Biological process (GO): cellular response to hormone stimulus; G protein-coupled receptor signaling pathway
Cellular component (GO): plasma membrane
Molecular function (GO): G protein-coupled receptor activity; peptide binding
Source: RefSeq, a predicted model, not a curated record
GGUUAAUGUUAGCUAGCUUGUUAGACAGUUGGUUAAUGUUAGCUAGUUUGUUAGACAGUUGGUUAACGUUAGCUAGCUUGUUAGACAGUUGGCUAACGUUAGCUAGCUUGUUAGUUAGUUAACGUUAGCUAUCUCACGAUGCACACAGACAGGUUCAUUUAAUUUAUACUCUAGAUUAAUAAAUAUAAAUAAAUUCCGAUUCUCUGUGCGUGAAUUGCGUAUAUAUGCAUUAUUUGGAUAAACUAAUGACACAUUUGGAAUUUAAAUGAUUACUUUUUUGCCUGACAAAUUAUUAAAAUAGAUUAUAGAUGAAUAAAUAGAUGAAGCAAGAACAGGUGGAUGUUGGGACGUUAGUUUUACUGUGAGCUUCGGGCUCCAGAAGCAGUGUGUCCGCCCCUGUCAGGAAACACCGCCCUCCUCCGGCCCCUCCCUGCCCGCACUGUUUGAUGGAAAAACACCAAAAUGAAGGUUUUCCUCGCACUCUGCUGUGAACCGCUCCGCUCUGGUACAGCAGUCUAGCGAUGGUGUAUGCCUCAUCAAACACAGUCCGUGUCAACCCCUCCCUUUACUCUCCAUCUUUCACCUAUCAGAUGUCAUUUAACUUCUCUGAGAGGGAGAACGCAACUGUCCUGGCAAUCCUACCCACAACUCCCCUCUGCAGCCUCGGGGGCUCGUCCUACGGCGGGCCGAACAGAACCUCCACCUCCGAUGAGUUGACUUCAGGCGAGGUCGCCGUCCUGGGUUUGGUGUUCGGGGUUCUCUGGUUGGUCUCCAUCCUGGGAAAUGCCCUCGUCUGUCUGGUCAUCCACCGGAGCCGACGGACUCAAUCCACCACCAACUACUUUGUGGUGUCGAUGGCGUGUGCAGACCUGCUCAUGAGCAUCGGCUGGGCGCCCUUCAUCCUCCUGCAGGUCGCCUCAGGACGAUGGCCACUGAGUGCCGCUACCUGCAAGGCCGUGCGCUACCUGCAGCACCUCUGCCCCGGCGUGCAGGUCUAUGUCCUGCUGUCCAUCUCUGUAGACCGCUUCUAUACAAUCGUGUACCCGCUCAGCUUCAAAGUGUCCAGAGAGAAAGCGAAGAAGAUGAUCGCGGCCUCGUGGUUGUUUGACGCAGCCUUCGUGGCGCCCUGUCUCUUCUUCUAUGGCUCAACAGACAGCAGUCAUUGUGACUUUUUCCUUCCGGUCAGCUGGGGCAGUAUAGCCUACGCCGCCGUUCAUCUCCUGUUUGGGUUUUUGGUCCCAGUGGCGCUGAUCGUGUCAUUCUACCAGCGGGUCAUCCGCUACAUCUGGAGGAUCAGUGCUGACGGCCACACGGUGCGUCGGACGAUGAACAUCGUCCCACGGACUAAAGUCAAGACCAUCAAGAUGUUCCUCAUGCUCAACUCAGUUUUCUUCCUCACCUGGACGCCCUUCUACGUCGCCCAGCUGUGGCACCCGAGGGAGUCCGACGGACCGAGCAGGCAGGGGCUGCUGUUCUUCACGGCCCUCACGUGGAUCUCUUUCAGCUCCACAGCGUCCAAGCCGACCCUGUACUCCGUCUACAAUGCAAACUUCAGAAGGGGCAUGAGGGAGACCUUCUGCAUGUCGUCCAUGAAAUGCUACCGCAGCAACGCGUACACCAUCACGGCAAGCUCCCGGGUGGCCAAAAAGAACUACAUUGGGGUCGUGGAAAUCCCAGUUCAAGCCAAUACGCUCGCCAAGGACUCGGUUCACGAUACGUUUGGCCGAGAGGCGAAGGAAAAGAAGGUCGCCUGGACCUCGAAUGCCAACCCUCCGAAUACUUUUGUCUAAGUGAGUUUGGAAACUGUGAACGUACACAAAUCAUUCUUCAACAGCACAACGUCAGUGUUGGCAGGUACAGCUAGCUCGGGACUAACAUGCUCGCCCUGUAUCCAACGACGACUCGCAGACACAGAAUGUUUCCAGUUUGUAUAAAAGGGCUUUUUUCUGAUGAAACACCUUGUGGCAGCCAUAUUGGAGGCGAACAGCUAGACGUUUUUAUACUUCAGAUUUGAAUCAUAAUCUAUUUAUGUGCAGUAUUUUGACGGAUUGUUUUUGCCAUUGAUGCAUCAGAUUUUGUGUUUUGAUGUCAGUUUGUUGUAAAUGCAUCUGAUUGGCUGCAGUGAUGUAUGUGGUAGAAGCUAACGUAAGUAGUGGCUACUCGCCGUAUGUUGACAUCAUCUGCUUCUCUACGUUAAGAGUUGUUGCUAACAAAACCAGGAAUCUACAGUUUGUUUCCUCUGAUGUAUUUAAAGUUAAACUCGCAGUGUUAAUAAAGUGAUGGAGUCGUGGCGUGGGAGGAGCCACAAGUGUUUUCAGGGUUUUGGAAAAUAUCUGAUGAAACGUCAAAAAGUACAUCCCGAUGAAAGAGAUCGAAAUAUAAAUAAAGGAAUCCGUAAAUACUCACCAA